GAAAUGGCGCAUUUGGCUGCAGGCAUGUUGUGAGGGCGCUUUCUGCAGCAGCAGCAUGCAUGCAUGUCCAUAGACGUCAUUUGAUUUUAAUGGCCUGCAGGAAAUUUGGCGUUACAACUCCAGACAUUAAGGCAAGAGAGAGAGAGGCAAAGAGAGAGUGAGAGAGAGAGAGAGAGAAAAAAAGAGAGAGCGGGGACAAGGGGGGAAAUCACCGCGUGAAAGAUAUUGGUUCAAGGAUAUCUCUUCAUUUUCAACAUAUUUUUUCUGCUGGGACUUUAUCAACAAGUUACUGCGCCUUUAUUGCAUGUUGCCUAAGUGAGGGACUAUGGCAGCUCGCCUGGUUUUAAACUUUAGAUUUAAACUGAAAAUGGAAAUAUAUGCCUAAUAGCUAGAACUGCCUGGGGAACUAUUACAUCAGACGAAAUGAUGACAGUGAUCAAAAUCUGCUUUUUGCUGCUCUAAAUCUAUUGAGCGACAGUUGCCUGUUAGGUUUCAUACUCCCUCUAAAUCACAAGUUCACACCGUUAAGGGGAACGGUCUACUUUAGCCGGGGAAAAGAAAUAGAUAAGUUAUUAUAUCUGUGCAGCCAUAUAAUUUCGGGAAUAGGGGGAUAUCACGUUUUCGUCUUUGAGAAAAUUGCCUGGGCGAGAGAGUGGAGUUGAGCUAAUUGUAGCCUAAUCCCUGGCCCAAAGGCGCUUGGGCUGCCCGGAGCAAGAAUUUUCUUUUUUAGCUCUGCUCUGUUAUUUAGAGACGGAUUAUUGGCUUUCUUCUUCUCAUAACAAACAACACGGGCAGUUUCAUUUAGGCAAAAAAAAGCAGACAAGAAGCCGAAAUACGAAGCAGGAUUCCAACAAGAGCGCACAUUUUUACGCGUAUUCAAAUAAGAGAAGGGGAAGGAGAUCAUCUCAUCUAUGUACAAGGAGGGAAGAAGCAUGUCACGGCUGUCUCUGACCCGGUCCCCGGUCUCUCCUCUGGCCACUCAGGGGAUCCCUCUGCCGGCUCAGCUGACCAAGGCAAACGCCCCGGUGCACAUCGAUGUAGGGGGACACAUGUACACCAGCAGCCUGGCGACCCUCACCAAGUACCCAGACUCAAGAAUCAGUCGUCUGUUCAAUGGCACCGAGCCCAUCGUGUUGGACAGCUUGAAGCAGCACUACUUCAUAGAUCGGGACGGCGAGAUAUUCCGCUACAUUCUCAGUUUCCUCAGGACCAGCAAAUUGCUCCUUCCAGAUGACUUCAAGGACUUCCACCUGCUGUACGAGGAGGCACGCUAUUACCAGCUGACGCCCAUGAUCAAGGAGCUGGAGCGCUGGAAGCAGGAGCGCGAGCAACGGCGGAUGGCGCAGCCCUGCGACUGCCUGGUGGUUCGCGUCACACCUGACCUGGGCGAGAGGAUUGCGUUGAGUGGGGAGAAGAUCCUAAUCGAGGAGAUCUUCCCUGAAACCGGAGACGUUAUGUGUAACUCAGUCAACGCUGGCUGGAACCAAGACCCAACACACGUCAUCCGCUUUCCCCUCAAUGGCUACUGCAGGCUCAACUCCGUCCAGGUUCUGGAGCGUCUUUUCCAGAAAGGUUUCAGCGUGGCGGCGUCUUGCGGAGGCGGCGUGGACUCAUCCCAGUUCAGCGAGUACGUGUUGUGUCGCGAGGACCGGCGGAGUCUUUCCAUCAACACGCCCAUCAGGAUAAAACAGGAACCGCUGGACUAGAGCAUUCUGGGAGAGGGACUGCCCACCCCACCAAUACUCCUCUCAUCUUCUCACGCCACCCCACCCCGCCUACCCCUGCCCCCUCCCUGCCCGAACAGGACCACAGCCACCCCCAACAUACCUAAGUAUUAGCAGUGGCUUGUUGACCUCGCAAGCUCUGCAGAACUCUAAGGGGAAUGUAGUACCAAACAAAGGAGAGAAAAAAGCGUCAGCAGCAAAAGUUUUUGAUUAUGUUAAAUGACGCCCAAAGAAUCUGGGACUGUGAUGACAACAACAACAACAAAUGGACUCAACAGCAGCUUACUUGAACCAUUUUUAGUGCCAUGAUUUUUCUCUCUUCUUCUCACAAAAAAAAGUGUCAUGACCCCUUUUGGAGUGACAUAACUAUACGGCCCCUCCCCCCACCUUUCUACCCCUCUUUUUAGUUGUGUAUCGUCCGGUUCUGUCUCUGUAUGAGGCCCAUGUCUGGCCCGCUAUGGGACUAGAAAGCUUUUGGCAGACAGGACGCUGUUAAGGAUGACAGAAAGAGGACAUAAUCCCAUCUCGCGAGUCACCGGAAAGGCCCCAAUCCCCCUUGACCCCUCGACCCUCCAACCCCAUCCCACCUCACUCCGCAGGCCUGGCUACAGAUGGCGGGGGCCUCGCCAAAAACAGCAUUGUUUGCCAAAAUGAUUUUCAUUGUCGUUUCUAAAGUAUGUUCUUCUUACUCCUUUUGCUGUUCUUAUCAUGAAAUGGUGUAAACAAUUAUUAUUAAUAGGA
Molecule: messenger RNA, 2465 nt
Organism: Etheostoma spectabile (orangethroat darter)
Lineage: Eukaryota; Metazoa; Chordata; Actinopteri; Perciformes; Percidae
Gene: kctd15b
Product: potassium channel tetramerization domain containing 15b
Exons: 5
Coding region: 912-1706 (264 amino acids)
Biological process (GO): protein homooligomerization
Molecular function (GO): protein binding
Source: RefSeq, a predicted model, not a curated record